Messenger RNA from Blepharisma stoltei, 1855 nucleotides. Lineage: Eukaryota; Ciliophora; Heterotrichea; Heterotrichida; Blepharismidae. The record is from the annotation of a GenBank genome assembly.
AUGGACUCCAAGCCUAAAUGUACUCACCAUCCAAAGGACGCUGAUUUCUAUUGUCGAACUCCUGACUUCCCCUAUAAAAGUGAGCAAAUCAUUGGAAAAAUCCCUAUUAGGGUAAAUUAACCCACUAUAAGAGUCUAAGAAAAAAAUUAAUAUUAAUAAUUUUUUCCAAAUAUUUUUAUAUAUAUUUAAUAUGUUUUUUUUUAUAAGCUAAUUCUAUUAAAAUCUAGGUUGCUUCCAUUUUAAGAUUGCAGAUUAGAAAAAAAAUUAUAUAUAUUAUUUUUUUUAAAAAAAACAUUAAACCUCCUUCAGAGCAGCUAAAUAUUACUCUAUCUUAAAAAGGAUGGGGGUAAGUGUAUGUAUGGCUACUGUGUAGGCUGUGGAAUGAACCACUUAGGGCACGAUUACCUCAAAAUAGAUGACCCUUCCCUCCCAAGCAUCCUUUCCUGCGAUAUCUCCGUAUUUCUCCUAAACCAACAAAAAAUCUAUGACCAAAGCUACAAAGAGCACGAAUCUAUAGAGCUGAACCUGCGCCAAAUCCAAAAUGAGGUAAGCCAGGUUAUAAUGGACAUCGAAGGGUAUUUUGUUGAUUUAAUGGAGUCCUUAAAAGCUAGAGAAAUCGAACUUAUAAGGGAAGCAUCCUCCAAAGGCAUGAUUAUUGAAGCAGAAAUUCGAGAAGAUCUUGAAGAAUGCGAAAAAGUGAUGAAAACUCAAAAAAAUAUUCUCGAUAGCUUAACUCAGCUAAAAAUCAGCUUUGACUCAUUAGAUUUUACUGAAAAAAUUGAAAAAACUUAUGAUUUGCAUACAAAAUAUGCAGUCCCUCCUCCUCACAAGCAAAAUAGAUUUUAUUCUUUUCAUGCAGGGUUUGAUUAUGACCCUUUUUUUAAGGACGAAUUUCAGAGUAUAGGAAGAAUCCAUACUAGGCAGGACGAAUUUAAUGGCUACAUACAAAAAUCUUUUAAUUUCUUCAAAGAAUUUGCAAAAGACAUUUAUAAGUAUGAUAUAACUCACCAAGCUUGGGAAAUCAACCCUAAUGUGAGUAUGCCGAGGCUUCAUCACUUUAAUGUUGUUUACGCUAAAGAUAGAGAUGAAUACCUUAUGGUCGGCUGCACAGCGAAUCAAAGUAAACUUAUCAAAUAUUAUGCCAGUCAAGACAAAAUUGAACAAUUUGACCUUGGCUUUGAAUACCCUCAAUGAAGGGUAAUCAUGAAAAAACUCCAAUGGGUAAAGAAUUAUUUUAUAAAAAUAUCAACGGAAAUACUGAAUUUUUAUAAGGUAAAAAUUUUAUUACACCCCUCAAUGAAGCUUUUCCUGCUAUUAUUGAGGAAAACUAUUUUUAUUAGGAGGUGAAAUUAACGAUUCCAGCACACAAAUAUGUAAAUCUUAUACACCAAGGAACAAUACAUGGUCUAAUAUAGCAGAUCUUAUUAUCGCGCGGGAUUCAUCAUCAGUUAUAGGGUUUGAAAAUAAAUAUUUAUAUGUCUUUGGAGGAUAUUCUAAUGGAAUUUCGUUAAAAUCAAUUGAAAGAUAUCAUAAAGAUGCUUUGAGAUGGGAACUAAUGCAUGUGCAGAUGCCGGUGCCCCUAGCGUUUAUUUCACUUGUGAGUACAGGGAUUGAUAUGGUUUUAUUUGGAGGAGAGUGCAAUGAAAGGAGCUCUGACCAAGUUUUUAAGUGAAAUGGCUAUAAUGGGUUUAUAGAGUGUCCUAGGCUUUCUGCGCCAUUUACAUGUGGAGGAUCUGAUAUUGUGGUCUUCGUGGCAGGGAAUGUUUACAUUAUUAGAGCUGAUGAUUCUGAUUUCCCUACAGCUGAAAUUUACCCAAUUAGCAAUAUUAAUUUUAAUUCAGCAGACAAUAUGUAA